Molecule: messenger RNA, 1434 nt
Organism: Habropoda laboriosa
Lineage: Eukaryota; Metazoa; Arthropoda; Insecta; Hymenoptera; Apidae
Gene: Hmgs
Product: hydroxymethylglutaryl-CoA synthase 1
Exons: 1
Coding region: 1-1362 (453 amino acids)
Biological process (GO): acetyl-CoA metabolic process
Molecular function (GO): hydroxymethylglutaryl-CoA synthase activity
Source: RefSeq, a predicted model, not a curated record
AUGUGGCCAAAAGAUGUUGGUAUUAAAGCAAUAGAAGUAUAUUUUCCUGCUCAGUAUAUUGAGCAAGCAGAACUAGAACAAUUUGAUGGUGUGUCUUCUGGAAAGUACACUAUUGGUUUAGGUCAAUCUAGGAUGGGCUUUUGCAAUGACCGUGAAGAUAUUAAUUCUUUGUGCUUAACAGUUGUGCAUAGAUUAAUGGAUAGAUAUAAUAUAAAACCACAAGAUGUUGGAAGAUUAGAAGUUGGAACAGAGACCAUAAUAGACAAGAGCAAAUCAGUGAAGUCUGUCCUCAUGCAGUUGUUUGAACCACAUGGUUGUACAGACAUAGAAGGAGCAGAUACAACUAAUGCUUGCUAUGGAGGCACUGCUGCCCUUUUAAAUGCUGUGUCUUGGGUAGAAAGCAGUGCUUGGGAUGGUAGAUUGGCUUUAGUUGUUGCUGGUGAUAAUGCUGUAUAUUCUACUGGAAGUGCUAGACCAACUGGCGGUGCUGGAGCCAUAGCAAUGGUGGUUGGACCAGAUGCACCUCUGAUAAUCGAUCGUGGAAUAAGGUCAUCAUGUAUGAAACAUGCGUAUGACUUUUACAAACCAAACCUAACAUCUGAAUAUCCUGUUGUAGAUGGACAAUUAUCAAUUAAAUGUUAUAUAAGUGCAUUGGAUAAUUGUUAUCAGACUUAUUGUAAAAAGGUAAAAAACAAGCAUAAUGACAGUGUGACUUUAGAUAAUUUUGAUUCAUUCUUGUUUCAUUCUCCAUACUGUAAAUUAGUACAAAAAUCAUUUGCUAGAUUAGCAUUUAUUGACUUUCUGAACACACCUAAAGAAAAGAUAUCUAAGCAAUAUCCAGAGUUAGCAAAGUUUCAUGAUGUUAAGCUUGAAGAGACUUAUUUUGAUAAAGAUAUUGAAAAAGCAUUUAUAAAUUUGAGUAAAACAGACUUUUUCCAAAAGACCCAACCAUCUUUACUUAUAGCAAAUCAAGUAGGAAAUAUGUAUACUCCCUCUGUAUAUUCUGGAUUAGCUUCUUUACUAAUUAGCAAACCUAUGACAGAAUUAGCAGGUGCUAAAGUGGGAAUAUUUUCAUAUGGCUCAGGAUUUUGUUCUACCAUGUAUUCAUUAACAAUAACAGAAAACUCAAAAGAGGGAUCUGAUUUAAUGAAAAUUAUCUCAUCAGUUUCUUAUAUUAAACAAGAACUGGAUGCCCGUCAGAAGAUUUCUCCUGCAGAUUAUACAAAGAUAUUAGAGUGGCGUGAACAGAAUUGUCACACUGUACCAUUUAGUCCACAAAGUAGCAUUAAUGACAUGUUCCCUGGAACUUACUAUCUUGCACAAGUGGAUGAAAAAUAUAGAAGAAUUUACAAAAGGGUAUGAAAUUUGUGAUAGCCCUUAAUUCUUAGCUUAUUAAUUGGUUUGCUUAAUAUGGUAACAAAAUAAAUAAUUGGG